AUGACGACUACAAUUAUCCCUAAAGCCCUCAAAUCGGGUGACACAAUAGCAUUUGUUUCCCCUUCAUCACGGCUAAAUGAAUCGCUGCCAACUCCAGUGUCACGGAGUAUGAAGCUCUUUGAGGGUAGAGGAUAUCCAGUCAAAACGAUAUACUCACCAAUCCCGACCUCAAAUUCUACUUCGAUAUUCCUCCAAAGGGCUCAGCAUGUCGCAAAUGAAAUCCAUGAAGCUUUCCUUGACCCUCAAGUAACUUGUAUUAUCACUACAAUAGGGGGAACAGAAGCUAACGAGGUCUUGCGGCACAUCGAUUACGAGAUCAUCCGCAACAAUCCCAAGAUCUUCGUUGGGUACUCGGACAUCACUCAUUUGUUAUAUGCCUUCUUUGUCAAGGCAGGCUUGCGAGGCUUUUAUGGGCCAUGUGUUUUUACCGAAUUUGCGGAGUUUCCAGAGCCGGAUGUAUUUACAACGAACCACUUUUUCCAGGUUCUCCUGGGUAAAGGACCCUCUGGAACUGAAGGAAUCGCAGGAAAGCAGAUCCCGAUGUCGACUUCCUUUACCCAUCUUACACUGCCGUUUUUGCUCGAACCUGGGAAAGACGAUAGCCAGGACAUUCGCGAAACGAUUCCCACACGACAAGCUCGCUUCUUGCGUCCUGGAACUGCCACCGGGCCUCUUCUGGGAGGCUGUUUACGCAAACUCGUCUCUCUCUGUGGGUCGCCGUUCUUGCCGUCUUCAUUACACAAGGGGGCGAUCUUCUUCUUCGAAGUGUCUCAAGGAGAGAACUUUACCGCCAUGCCCCUGAAGAGGAUUCGUUCCGACCUCGUAGAUCUUAUCAAUACUGGCUUAUGGGAUGACAUUGCGGGACUUGUGGUGGGGCGGACUUCCUUAUAUGACGAGGAGAUGAACAAAGAACUAGAACGCAUGAUCGAAGAGCUAGUUGAUGGUGGACCGAAUGGAGGGUACAAAUGGCCGGUGCUGUUUGGGGUGGAUAUUGGUCACACUAGUCCUAUGUUGACCAUACCUUUCGGGGCACUCGCUAGACUGGAUAGCACUACACACGAGUUUUCGUUUCUAGAGGAAGGGGUUCUAUAA
Penicillium lagena is the source of this 1092-nucleotide messenger RNA. Its product is annotated as S66 peptidase family protein. The coding region runs from base 1 to 1092 and encodes 363 amino acids. The transcript has a single exon. NCBI's taxonomy places the organism in Eukaryota, Fungi, Ascomycota, Eurotiomycetes, Eurotiales, Aspergillaceae. The record is from RefSeq and is a predicted model, not a curated record.